Daphnia magna is the source of this 2063-nucleotide messenger RNA. It is a transcript of the gene 14-3-3epsilon, whose product is annotated as 14-3-3 protein epsilon. NCBI's taxonomy places the organism in Eukaryota, Metazoa, Arthropoda, Branchiopoda, Diplostraca, Daphniidae. Bases 140 to 919 code for a protein of 259 amino acids. The transcript is spliced from 6 exons. Gene Ontology annotation, biological process: signal transduction. The record is from RefSeq and is a predicted model, not a curated record. Gene Ontology annotation, cellular component: cytoplasm.
UCUAUCAAGCUGGUUCUCAGUUGCAAGCUUUAGCUCUUUGGUCUUAGAGUCGAGACAAUUCGAGGCAGGUUCCGAUUCCAACGGUCUCGCUUUUGUUUCUUUAUCCAGUGACAUCUGCUUAUAGUUUAUUCCAGCAGCCAUGGCAGACCGAGAGGAUAACGUUUACAAGGCAAAACUCGCCGAACAAGCCGAAAGAUACGAUGAAAUGGUGGAGUCAAUGAAGAAGGUGGCAUCGAUGGACGUCGAGCUAACUGUCGAGGAGCGGAACCUGCUCAGCGUGGCUUACAAAAAUGUGAUUGGCGCACGCCGUGCAUCUUGGCGCAUCAUCUCUUCUAUCGAACAGAAAGAAGAGAAUAAAGGUGCCGAGGAUAAACUUGAACUCAUCCGCAAUUAUCGCAAUCAGGUCGAGAAGGAGCUGAAGGAUAUUUGCUCGGAUAUUUUGAGCGUCCUUGAGAAGCAUUUGAUUCCCUCGGCCACUACUGGAGAAUCAAAAGUCUUUUACUACAAAAUGAAGGGUGAUUACCAUAGGUAUUUGGCCGAAUUUGCGACAGGAAAUGACCGAAAGGAAGCUGCGGAAAAUUCGCUGAUGGCAUACAAAGCCGCAUCCGACAUUGCCAUGACGGAAUUACCCCCCACCCAUCCCAUCAGAUUGGGAUUGGCCUUGAAUUUCUCCGUCUUUUAUUACGAAAUCCUCAACUCUCCUGACCGGGCGUGUCGGUUAGCCAAGGCAGCUUUUGACGACGCCAUCGCCGAGCUGGACACCCUUUCGGAGGAGUCUUACAAGGACUCGACGCUCAUCAUGCAGCUCUUGAGGGACAACUUGACCCUCUGGACUUCCGACAUGCAGGGUGACGGUGAAGCUGGAGAUGGUGAACCAAAAGCUGAAGUUGCAGACGUUGAGGACCAAGACGUCUCCUAAUCGGCGAUGUAAUUUGUAUUGAUGUGUUUUUUCUUAAGUCCUACAUGAUUUGUUCAGUUUUUUUUUUUUUUUUUCAUUAUAUUAUUAUUUUUUUUUUUCAACAAAAAAAAGUAAUCCGGAAAUCCACCACCUAUGUUUCCUUUACUCUUAUCUGUCUCCCAUUCGCUCCCCCUCCCUCUAAUUGUUCAUCCCGCGCUCUUCAUCGAACACUGGAAACUGCAUUACAACAAUUACCGAAACGGUUUGCAUGGACACGUGUAUAACUCCUCAAAAAAAAAAAAAAAAAAAAAAUUCAAGAGAAUAAGCAAAGGCUGUGUGUGGUUUUUGUUGUCAUUCCCCGUUGUCCCUGUCUCUUCUUAAUUUCCAAUAAUCAUUUCUGUUAUUUCUUGGAUCUUCCCCGUCGUUUUAUUCGUCGAAGAUCCGUCAUGCCCGCACACACACACACAUACAGACACACACACACAGUUUCUCUCUCUCAAUAUCUUUAUCUAUCUCUUUCUCUCUCUCUGCGCUGUAGUCUACGUCACACCAAGACUUCACGUGUAACCUAUUAAAACAAGCUACUGUUGUCUUCAUCUUUUCUGUAAAAUUACCGCAAUUUUUUUCGUCCAGCUUCCCCAUUGGAAGAAUUGCCUCACUUGAUCCGAUAAUCACUCUUAACCAAGGGUUACCGGAAACGGUUUUGAGAGAAAGAGAAGAUGGAGAAAGUUGACUUGAGGGGAUUUGUGCAAGUAUUCAUUCAGUCUUCAAUAUUGGCAAUGGUUUUUAGUUAAAAUAACGAAUGGCAGAACAAAAUCUUUGCUUCGUAUCGCAUUUUUCCCUCUACUAUUUACUAUUAGGCCUACCUUUAAGUUUUUAACCUUUCCGUGUCGCUCGCGCCAUUCCUAUUUAUUUCUCUGUGGUGUCAAAACAUUUGCUCACCAUCAUAGUUGGGAAAAAACCAAAAAGAAAAAAAAAUAUUUGAAUUGGGGAAUUUUAUUAUUAUUAUUUUUUUUGGUCCGACGUGAUGUAUCAGUAUCCUUUUUUGCAAGAAAAUAAUCUCUUAAUUUCAUCAUCUGUCUGGUUGUAAAACAAAAAUAAUCAAGAGGAUGACCGCUGCAGAAAAAGCUAGGUCAAAUACACGCGCGCAUUCUUUCGUCCUCGA